GGAGGGACAGUCGAGAGCGAGUUAGUCUGACAGCAUCCACACGCCAGAGCAUGCUCCCGGGUUCUUCUUCCUUCCAGCUGAAAUGACAGCUUUCUCGUCGGUGGUUUAGAGCCCCUUUUUCCUGCUUCCCAGAGCUCAGCGAGUUUCCAUUGGAUGACGGCGUGUUGGACUUCUCGCUGCUGAGCAGGGAUCGGAGAAGCAGCGCGCGUUCUGCCAUGGCUUCGGACCAGGAAAGGAUCCGAGAGCGCAUUAAAGAGCUCCUGAAGAAACCUGGGAACGGAAACUGUGCCGACUGCGGAGUGGCAGGCCCAGAGUGGGCAUCCUACACCCUGGGGGUGUUUGUGUGUCACAGCUGCUCAGGCCUCCAUAGAAACAUUGCUCAAAUCAGCAAGGUAAAGUCUCUACUGCUGGAUCCCUGGAGCUCUUCUGAGGUAGAGUUUAUAGGUUCUGUGGGGAACAUUGCUGCCAAGGCCAAAUAUGAACAGAUAGUACCUGCCUUCUACUAUCAACCCACAUCCAAAGAUUGCAUACUCCUGCGGGACCAAUGGAUACGAGCCAAGUACGAGAGGAAGGAGUUCAUGUUCGUGGAGAGGCAAGAACCCUACUCAGCAGGCUACAGAGAAGGAUGCUUAUUGAAGCGAGGAAGAGACAACGGGCAGUACCUCAGCCGAAAAUUUAUUCUGACUGAACGUGAAGGAGUCCUGAAAUACUUCAACAAGCAUGAUGCCAGAGAGCCCAAAGCGAUCAUGAAGAUCAGCACUGUGAAUGCUACUUUUCAGCCAGCUAAAAUCGGCGUUCCUCAUGGGCUGCAGAUUACCUAUCUGAAGGACAACAGCACCAGGAAUAUCUUUGUUUACCAUGAGGAUGGCAAGGAAAUGGUGGACUGGUUCAAUGCAAUCCGAGCUGCAAGAUAUCACUACCUGCAGGUGGCAUUUCCUGGUGCUUCAAACUCUGAGCUGUUACCAAAGCUAACCAGGAACUACAUAAAGGAGGGUUACAUGGAGAAGACUGGGCCGAAGCACACUGAAGGCUUCAAGAAGAGGUGGUUUACGAUGGACGAAAGAAGGCUCAUGUACUUCAAAGAUCCACUGGAUGCCUAUGCUCGAGGCGAGGUUUUCAUUGGCAGUAAGGAAAACAGCUACUCUGUCCUUCCUUACCUCCCUUCCAGCGCUCAGGGGACCCACUGGCCAUUUGGAAUUACCAUAGUGACUCCAGACAGGAAGUUUCUUUUUGCUUGUGAGACCGAGGAGGAUCAGAAAAGCUGGAUGGCAGCCUUUCAGAUUGUUAUCAACCGACCGAUGCUGCCGCGGGAGUAUGCCGUGGAGGCUUACUUUAAGCACAAACCGUGAUUAUCUCUCUCCCCUCGAAGUGCAUCUCAUCGUGGGGUCCUGUACAAAGAAAAACUGAUGUUCGAUCCAAAGGUUGAAAGAGCUUCGACAACUCCUCCUCUUCAUCAGCCACCUUUCCACCCUCCUUGACCUCAGCAACAAAGGAGCCAGACUCAUUUCCCCUGGGAAACGUCUGUCACUCCAAUGCUCAUUAAUGCCAGGGCAUGGACCCUCCUAAUGUACUGAAUUGUUGAAACAGGACAAAACUGUUGCUGCUUGGAUCCAAGGAAACAGCGGUGUCUAAUUUUCUCGGGUACAUUCGGUAUUUACCAACACUGCCAUUACUGAUCUUGCAAAUUAUUUAAGUUUGGGCCAUUUAACAGGAAUAUAAAGUAUGAAAGAAUAACAUGACACAAGACUAACAAGGUGAAGGUCUCACAUAUGCAUGCUAUUUUGUAUCACUGAUAUGUAUGAGUGCAAUUGUAUUUAACUAUUUAUUUUUUUAACUGUAAAUGUAGCUAUACCUUACCUUUAAUAUUGUCUUAUGAAGCAAUGAUUUGCCCCCCCCCCCCCCACUCGAUUUCUGCAUUAAGCAGCUUUCAUGUUAAAUCCAAGUUUUCAUUGUAAUCUUUUAAUGGGUGACAUGUUAUUACAUUGUCCUCCAGCAGAGGGAGACAAAUAAAUUUUAAACUCACUAUUAAGUUUUCCCAAAACUCUCCAGCGUCUCAUUAAUAUCACCUAACCUGUGCCUGCGGGGCUUCAUAUUAAAUAAUUUGAAUGAACUGUGAAGAGAAUGGCAGGAGGGUGGUUUAUGAUCAUCUGCGGUUGCUAUUGAAAUGUGUUAAUGGCAUUUUGAUAUCUGCAUUGACUUUAACGGCUGUCAUUUAAGUCAAACACAGAUUACGGA
Molecule: messenger RNA, 2235 nt
Organism: Fundulus heteroclitus (mummichog)
Lineage: Eukaryota; Metazoa; Chordata; Actinopteri; Cyprinodontiformes; Fundulidae
Product: arf-GAP with dual PH domain-containing protein 1
Exons: 11
Coding region: 216-1349 (377 amino acids)
Biological process (GO): positive regulation of GTPase activity
Cellular component (GO): plasma membrane; intracellular membrane-bounded organelle
Molecular function (GO): GTPase activator activity; phosphatidylinositol bisphosphate binding
Source: RefSeq, a predicted model, not a curated record